CUUUUUCAAAAUCAAAAUUAUGUUUGAAACUGUUUUUAUUUAUUAGAAUCUUAAAUUUUAUAUUCCAAAAACUUUACUACAUCUCUCAACUCUAAACUUUAAGUCUAAUUAGUUAAUCCUAAAGGUAUAGAUAUAUUUUAUCUUUCAUUACAACUGAGAAUAAAAGUGAUUAUUGUAAACAAGUAAAGUGGUACUAUGAAUGUGGUAUUGUGGCAAUUUUCCUAGAACUUUAAGGUGAAUUAAUUAGUAAACAAUAUAUUUAUUAAGAUACGUUUUUACUAAUUCCGUUAUGAAUUUGGAAUGUUUUUUAAUAGAAGUACUAAAUAUAAAGUGUGUUACAUAUAUAGUCAAGUCAAUGAAUUUAGUUUUAUGUGAUUAUUUUCUUACUAAUCUGCCCAUUCCUAAAUAGAGAGAGAUUAUCUCUUAUAUAUAAUCUGUUUACUGAUAAACAACCACCACCAAGUUCUAAAUAAAUCACAUACCUCUUUUUACCACAUUCAAGGCAAUGGCUUUCUCUUGCGUCACAAGAGACCUAAUUUCAGUUCUUGCCCUUCUUCUUCUAUCAUUUACCCCUUUCUCGUCAUCUUUUUCUCCGAGAGAUAAAGUCACAAUAGGAGUGCUUGCCCAACUCUGCGCAAAACCGCCAAUCUACGACCAUUUCUGCGCCGGUUGGCUAGCCCCUGAUCCAGAAACUUUCAACCUCGACAUAAGUGGUCUUGUCGACUUGGUCCUCCAAAAGACGCAGUUGUUUGCCUAUAAGAAUCUUGCCAUGAUGAAAGGCUUAGUGAGAACCACAAAUGAUCCGAGGCUCAAGGCCCCAUAUACGACCUGUGUGACAGGUUAUGAGUCAGCCAUUAAAGCCAUCGAGGGAGCUCAAACGUUUGCGACCUCUAAAUCGUACAAGCUAGCAUCUCAAGCAGCUUCUAAAUCCUUUGAUAGUAUAUCUUCUUGUGAAGCUGAUCUUAAAGGACAGCAAAAUGUGCCUGCUUAUGUUCCUCAACGCAAUUUGAUGUACGGAAGAAUGUGUACCGUUGAUUCAGUUUUCUCCAGCGUUUUAAGUUCUUGAUUCUUUUGCAUCUUUCAUUCACCUACAAGGUGGCAAUAAAAAAUAGACCUAUCAAAAUUCCAUUUACUAUCUGGUGUAAUAACAUACGUUUUUCUUUUGAUAUAUUUCUUGGAUUUCUAACUUAAAACCAAUUGGCAAUUAUUAGAUUGAUCUUAACUUUUUAUAUAUUAUUUA
Brassica napus (rape) is the source of this 1240-nucleotide messenger RNA. RefSeq names its product pectinesterase inhibitor 1-like. The coding region runs from base 506 to 1066 and encodes 186 amino acids. The record is from RefSeq and is a predicted model, not a curated record. Gene Ontology annotation, molecular function: pectinesterase inhibitor activity. The transcript has a single exon. Gene Ontology annotation, biological process: negative regulation of catalytic activity. NCBI's taxonomy places the organism in Eukaryota, Viridiplantae, Streptophyta, Magnoliopsida, Brassicales, Brassicaceae.